This is a messenger RNA of Hyaloperonospora brassicae, 1275 nucleotides long. The record is from the annotation of a GenBank genome assembly. Lineage: Eukaryota; Oomycota; Peronosporomycetes; Peronosporales; Peronosporaceae.
AUGGCGCAAGAGGAGCGAGUGCUGCAGCAACAGGACGCGGUGCACGAGCAGCAAAAGACGUUUGACGCUUCAGGGAGUGGCGCCUCCACGUGUCUUACCAGCUCGCUCCGAUCGACAAAGCGCGUGCUGGAAGCUGGAGGUGAGUCGUUGCCACGGCGCCGCUCAUCUCAUCCGUCCUUGGCCUCGUGGCGGCGUCGGAAAAAGCGAUUGCGCAGCGUGCAGGCCCGAGUCCCACUCAUCUCCGUCACGUCACUGUACAAUCGGCUGCAGACUUCGGGUGUCGUGCUCGUGGAUUGCCGCAAGGGCGUCGAGUUCUCUCGGGGCCAUCUCCCGAAUGCGCUGCAUUGCCCUCAUGUCCAUACAGUGUCGCGUUUCUCAGCGCUAAGCUGUGUCGGACAAGUAGCAAAGACGGUUGACGACGUGCUCGAGCUUACUGCGAACGAACUGCUGCGCGAGAAGUUGAAGAGGAGAGACCUUAUUGAAGUGGUCGUUAUUGGCGGUAAUCACACGAGUGCGUCCUUCCUGUAUCGACUGGACUGGGGCUACCGCUUUGCUAAGAUGCUAAUGGAUGAAGGUCGCGUCUAUUCGGUGCGAUUUCUUGCGCAAGGGUUCCCAGCAUUUGUCGACAAGUAUCGCUUUCUGGUGACGUCGGCUUCCAUGCCGAGAUGUUCCGAAGAGCCUUUGGUCAGUGAAGUCAUCACCAUGGACUCGACGUUCACACGUUCUGCCGCGACAAUGCACUUUCCGAACGAAAUUGCUGACAGGUUCCUCUAUCUGGGCAACUUUUGGCAAGCCAACUCGGCCAAGGUCAUUGAGUCCUUGCAGAUCACGCAUGUGGUGAACAUGGGGGCUAUCACUGUCCAUCGGAACAAGUUUGCGCACGUAGAGUACCUCGACGUAGCCAUUAAGGACAAUGUGGACGUCGACAUUGCUCAGGAGUUUGACCGCACGAUCGAGUUUAUUCAGAAAGCGGCACUGGGCAAUGGUCGCGUGCUUAUUCACUGUGUCCAAGGCGUCUCGCGCUCGUCCACGAUCUGUAUCUGGUACGUGAUGCUUCAGACCAAGUGUACGCUGUCAGCUGCCUACAGCCACGUGCUGAAAUGCCGGCCUCUAAUCUUUCCUAAUCGAGGCUUCAUGGCGCAACUAAUCGCCAACGAGCGACAGCUUUACGGCGACCAAAGCGUUAUGGAGGAUGAACUGGAGCUGUUUCAAAAUGGUCUCUUGCCACCCGUGGAUCGCAGCGGCUCGGAGUUAUGCCUCACUUUUCUUCCGUAA